AUGAAUUCUGCGACCUUAAAUCUACUCAUCACUGAUAAAUUAAAGGGCGAAAACUACACUUCAUGGAAAAACAUGAUCAACACAAUACUUAUAAUCGAUGACCUUCAUUUUGUCCUUAUGGAGGACUGCCCUCCCAUUCCAGCUCCAAAUGCUACUCAAAAUGUUCAAGAAGCAUACGAGCUUUGGACACGGACAAAUGAAAAGGCUCGAGUGUAUAUCUUGGCGAGUCUUUCCGAAGUCUUGGCCAAGAAACAUGAGCCCCAUGCUCACAUCAGUGAGAUCAUGGAGUCCCUAAGGAGAAUGUUCGAACUACCGUCCGCACAGCUUAGGCAUGUCAUUCUCAAACACAUCUCCAAUGUCACCUUCCAGUCCUUGAUGAAAUUAAAGGGACAGAAGGAUGAAGCAAAUGUUGCUUCAUCGUCUAAGAAGUUUCACAGAGGUUCGACCUCUGGGACAAACUCUAUACUUUCUUCCUCUGGAACCAAAAAGUGGAAGAAAAAGAAAGGAGGGACAUUGGAAGAGGAAUUAUACCCAAUACUUGGUGGAAAAGAAGAAGGCCAAGCAAGGAAAUUAGUUCUUGGUAGCAACUUGAUGAUGACGAUGCGGGUUGGAACUUGA
Messenger RNA from Benincasa hispida (wax gourd), 618 nucleotides. The record is from RefSeq and is a predicted model, not a curated record. NCBI's taxonomy places the organism in Eukaryota, Viridiplantae, Streptophyta, Magnoliopsida, Cucurbitales, Cucurbitaceae.